Messenger RNA from Colletotrichum truncatum, 1695 nucleotides. RefSeq lists its product as uncharacterized. NCBI's taxonomy places the organism in Eukaryota, Fungi, Ascomycota, Sordariomycetes, Glomerellales, Glomerellaceae. The record is from RefSeq and is a predicted model, not a curated record.
AUGGAUCGUCAAAACAAUCACACAGUAGACAUUCUCAUUGUCGGAAGCGGCGCAGCCGGCUUAGCAGCAGCUGCUACCGCCACAAUCUCUGGGUUGAACACCAUGCUCAUUGAGCAAACCGACAAGAUCGGGGGCACGACCUCCUACUCCGGAGGCACGAUAUGGAUCCCCGAAAAUGAUAUCUCCAAAGAAGCCGGCAUCGAUGACGAUCGCGAAGACGCUGCUCGAUAUCUAGAGGAAGCUCUAACUGCGAACGGAGGCGCUGGGCCAGAGUCCGGCUCUAAACGCAUCAAGGCUUUCCUCGACCAUGGUCCUCGGAUGGUAGAUCUUCUCCGCAGCUCAGGUUUCAGAUGGGAACCCUCCCCUAUCCCCGAUUAUCACCCAGAGAUGAAGGGCGCUAUGGUUAUGGGCGGGCGUACGCUGGACCCGAGUCCUUUUGAUGCUGCGACACUGAAGAGAUGGGCUCAUCACUUACGCGAAGCCGGGCAUUCUGCGCCAGUGACAUACUUUCACGACUUCUGCGUCCUCACGCAACCUUACGCAUCGAUUGUUGACUUCUUUCAAGCCUACUGGAUGCGAUUCCGGGGAUGGGUUCGGAAGAAAAUGAUGGGUAAGCCAACAUCCAUGGGCUGCUCCCUCAUCGCACAACUCCUGGGGAUCUGCCUCCGGAAUGAGAAAGGCAACUUCACGUUAAAGCUCAACGCUACCUUGAAAGAACUUAUCGUCGAAGAUGAAGCCGUGCAUGGUGCUAUCGUGCAGUUAGGAGAUCACGAACAGACCCAGGUUCGGGCUCGCGCGGUUCUUCUCGCCACUGGUGGCUUCGCCCGGUCCGAGGGUUUGCGGAAGGAGCAUUUGCCUCACACGGGUACCGAAUGGUCUUUAACGCAGCCUGACGGCGAUACGGGCGUGGCGCUUAUAGCUGGAGAAAAAGCCCAGGCCGCCACUUCGCUGCUGGGCGAAGCUUGGUGGAUUCCCACGAUGAUCGACCCAGGAAGCGGCAAGCUUACGACAGCCUUAUUUGAGCUGUGCAAGCCUCACUGCAUUGUUGUCGACGACAAGGGAUCUCGGAUUUUCUCGGAGGCUGAUCCGUACGGGGACAGUGGUCGCUCAAUCUACAACCGAUGCUGUGGGGGUGGGUGUGCCUGGCUCAUUCUCGACUGGAACCAUCGUAAGAGAUACACGCUAGGAUCGCUUAGCCCUUGGGCGGAUCCUGUAGAAGCCCAAGAAAAGGAAUAUAUAUAUAAAGCCGACACUUUAUCAGACCUGGCGAGACAGAUCAGAGUGAGUGCGGAAGGGCUCAUGGCCACGGUUGAGAAAUGGAAUCAGAUGUGCAAGCAGGGUGUCGAUGAGGAGUUCCACAAGGGCCAGAGCAGGUAUCACUUGUUCGUAGGUGACCGGCGAGCAAAGUUCCCAAACAUGGGUCCCAUCGAUAAAGCUCCAUAUUAUGCUAUCGCUGUAAGACCUGGCGACGCCGGUACCAAAGGCGGAUUGUUAACAGACGAACAUGCGCGCGUCGUCGAUAAGAACGGGAUUGCAAUCGAGGGGCUGUACGCAGCAGGUAAUGCGUCUGCAUCGGUGAUGGGUGCAACAUCACUCGGCGCGGGAGUCACACUUGGUCCAGCCAUGACCUUCGCUUAUAUUGCGGUACUCCAUAUAGUACGGUGGAUAUCUGGUUCUGGACUCAGCAAUUUCUAA